Molecule: messenger RNA, 4329 nt
Organism: Aspergillus affinis
Lineage: Eukaryota; Fungi; Ascomycota; Eurotiomycetes; Eurotiales; Aspergillaceae
Product: putative TMEM1 family protein
Exons: 4
Coding region: 1-4329 (1442 amino acids)
Biological process (GO): intra-Golgi vesicle-mediated transport; early endosome to Golgi transport
Cellular component (GO): TRAPPII protein complex
Source: RefSeq, a predicted model, not a curated record
AUGGACCCAUCACCACAGGCGGGCUCGAGCAGUGUCACUGUCGAAUAUACCGAUCCCUCCGGACUGUUCUCUCUCGUCCAGCCUGUCAUCGCCGACAAGUUCCCGCUCAAGAACCUCCACUGGAAAUCCCCCACGCGCCCCGUCCGGUCGAUCGAAUCCCUUCGCAUUGGCUUCGUGCCAGCCGCCAAUGAAGCCGAUGAGCGCAAGUCCUCCAGUGACACCACCAGAGGCGCCGUAACGCACCGGCGACACCAAAUCCCUGGCCUGCGCCAAACGCCCUACCUGAAAAUCUUCCUCCUUCGCUGCGACGAUAAUGACACCUACAAGAGUACCGCGAGGAAGGCCCUGCGCGAAUGGAUCAAGAACCAUGCAUCAAUGUCGCAUUCCUCCGUUCCGUCCAGCAGUCAGGAGAAACACGAUGCCUUUGAAUGGCUGAUUCUGCAUGUUGUUCAGGACGGCGACGGCACGGAGAAGGCAGCCUCGUCCUCGAAAUGGGGCCGCACUACGACAACAGUACUCGAGAAGAUCAAGGCAGAUUUCAACGGCGCCUCGAAGACGGCGGUGGACCGUGUCGCUCAGCUGCGAUUACCCAAGGCCGGAAGUCCGCAAAAGCCGCCCGAGUUUGCUGAUCAGAUCGAGGACUUCGUGGACAAAACCAAGAAUGCGAUCUUGACGUCUUUCAAUCUCCGAGUGGCACAAUACGAGGAGGACAUCAAGGAGAAAGACUCUCAGCGGAGCUUGCCGGGAUGGAACUUCUGUACGUUCUUCAUACUGAAGGAAGGGCUGGCUAGGGGCUUUGAGAAUGUCGGAUUGUUCGAGGAUGCGUUACUCGGAUACGAUGAAUUAGCGGUCGGUCUGGAUACCGCAAUCAAUGAGCAGCUCGAGGGUAGCAGCGAACAGCAUGGCAGCGCUUUCUUGAUGUGCAGCAAGGAUUGGCAGGAGAAGGCCAAGGCAGCUCUGGAGUCCAAGGAAUCAUUCCAUCAGGAUGAGAAUGAAGACGAACCAGUCCCGAUUCCCGACCUCAACGCCCAGGAUUUCCCCAUUGAUUCCAACAAGAAGUCCUAUCGAGAGAAGAUCCUGGCCAGCGAUAUCUCCAUUUUCGAUUUCCGCACAUACCUCUACUCCAGGCAGGUAACACUGCUUCUGAGGGCGGCCAGGGCUCCUUCUCUGGUGAACAGCGAGCCGGAUGUCAAUGAAAAGCCGGCUAAGGCACCGAAGAAACCGGAGGACAUGCUGCUCUUAUCCGAGAUCUGCGAGCGAUCUACGGAAUUUAUCAGUCUCGCGGCGCGAACCCUUCGGUACGACCUGGAGACUGGACUCGCUGAUGUGGACAAUGUCGCUAAAGUGGAUGUAAUCAACAACCUGGUCUCAUCAUGGGUCUAUGCUGCUGCGCAGCAAAUCCUAUCCCAGACAUACACUGCAGCCCUUGUGCUUCCCGAAUCCUCUUUGCACACCAUCAGUAAAGCGGUGGACGGCAGCGCAUCUGCGGAGACCAAGGCCGACCUCCCUAGACGGUCGAGCUCUUUAGUGACGCCAAAUGCAACACGCCCUGCUCGAUCGAACACGGAAAGUGGCCCGCCAGAUGCUAUAAUGUCUGUCCACUCGCGCUCUAGUAACGAUGCACCGAAACUCGCUCCGCCGAUAACCCCUAGAACAGGAUCCGAGCAGCUGGCAUCCGGACGAGGGGAGCUAUGCUUGAUGGCUCGGCGCGAGUUGGAGGAGAUUGCCACGCGAUGCGGGUGGGAGGAAAAAUGGAAAAAACUCGACCUUCUCUUCGACGAUAAAGACACGAAUUCGGAUAUGGACGAGGUGUCACUAGAUGACGAGACUCCGAAGCCGGCUGAAGAAUCGCAACCUGCUCGCACGCUUUCUGGCGUCGAUCUACCCAGUUUGACUGCCUCUCUUCGGUCGAGAAAGUCAUUCCGUCACCACUACGAGACCCUUACUGAUUCCAUGUAUCGGCAUCAUAUCACGGCGAACCGCUCCUACUCGGCACAGAUGGCCCUUGCCGACAUGGCUCUCUUGCGAUUCCGCCAGAGUGAUUACGGCGUUGCGGCCUCUUAUUUCCACCAGAUCACCCCAUUCUAUGGCAGCAAACGCUGGAUCGUCCUGGAGGGGGUCAUGCUGGAGCUUUAUGCGCGAUGCCUCCGCGAGCUGAAACGGACAGAGGAGUACACCCGGGUGAUUCUUCGUCUCCUGGCGAAAUUCGGGAUCUAUACACAGUCGUACUUAAGCCCCCGGCAAAAGACACUGGAUGCUUCAGCGAUAUUUGCCGAGAAAACGUUGGCGUCUCAGUACGUCGAUGAGCUGUUUGAGGUGGCUAGCACGCUACAGAAGGAGGUUACCGCUCCACUGACAGAUUUCUUCGCGGAUCUAGAGGUGAACCCGGCUAUCCUACAUUAUGAAGACAAAGAUGGGUUCCGGUUGCGGCUCGGUAUACGAUUCAUGUUGGGCAAACGGAUCAACAUCGAUUCAAUGAAGAUUCGACUGGUCAGUGGCGGUAGUGGUCAGAUCAGCGAGCAUUGGAUCGAGGCGCCGACUAAGACUACCAUCAAGUCGUCCCCGACGAAGAUCCUAGUCGACUCCACGACUACGCUACAAGGGAAGUACUUUGUUGACCGGGUCGAAGUGCGAGCGCGCAACAUCCUAUUCACCUGGGGAGGAGGGAAGCACGCGGCUCUUCCCAUUGGAUUCAGGGAAGCUGUCGACGCCGAAGAAGACCGACCCUCCAUCUUCUGCUACCCACCACCUCGGGGACUUCAGGCCAAGAUCGAGUCACCCCAUCUAAUCAACCUAGAGGAAAUGCGAACGCUCGAGCUGGUACUGAACAGCGGGUGGAACGACAUCAAGACGGGCAACAUCCGCGUGCGGCCUGCCACGGCCGGCUUACGAUUGCGCAUCACCGAAGCCCAGGUGGUGGAAGGCGAAAUCAAGAUCCUGGCCAACAGCGAGGGCGGCAGUAUUGAGUUCACCAAUCUGGCGCCGGACUCGUUCGUUCGGUUCCGGAUUCCGUACACCGUUGAGGAGCAUCACACGAUCCUCUCGGCUCGUGCGGAAGUGGGCUACGAGACUGCGCGGGGGCGGUUCUCUUACUGCUCGACUCACAACGUCAACUCGGGCCUUCCGAUCAGCGUCAACGUGCAGGACACAUUCAAAGACCGGGUGCUGUUCUCUCGCUUCACCGUCAGCCCGGCCAUGAUGAUCCCGCUGCGAAUCCUGAAGUGCGACAUCCCCAGCUCGGACAUCUACCAGGUGCAGUCCAACAUCGGCGAUUCGACGGCGCUCAGCGUGUUCCCCAAACAGCCUGCCUCGCUGCUGUACAAGAUCCAGCAGCGGGAAGACAGCGUGCAGUCGCCGGGGUCGCGAAAGUCUCUCCGGCUCAGCGUGGAUUUCACCUGCGUGGAUGACGAGUGUCUGACCGCCAUUGAGGAAACCUUCCGAGGGAGUAUUACGGAGAGCAAGUUCCGACCGUACACGGCGCUGCUGCUGACGCAUCUGCUCGAGGCGUUCCGCACGCAGCUGUCGACGUCAGAGAUGGAGGUCGUCGGACUGGUGCGCGAGGUGGAAACGUUGCCUUAUGGCAGCGUGCGAUGGGAAGGGUUGCUGGAUACGCUGAAGGAGCCGAUGGAGGAAUUGAAAGCAUGGCUCCGAGAAUGGCACCAGAACCACCCCACGAUCAGCCUCCCCGACCAACCGUCCAUUCCACGCCGCCAUAUUGUCAUCCCCGUGGACAUCCCCGAGAUUCAGGUCGUGCACACGGCGGAGUUACGACUCACGAACCUAGUCGAUCAGCCACCACAUGCGGCCGUGGGGCAGAUGAUCGCCGCGGAGCUCAGCCUACGACAUACCCGACGAUGGUGCUCCCCGCAGCAUCGCGAGAACGAAGGCGGUCCGCUGGAAUUCUCGUACGAGAUCCACGCCAACCCGGAUCUCUGGCUCGUGGGUGGCCGACGACGCGGCAACUUCACGGCCGACGAGGGCGAGACGUCGACGUUCGCCGUGAUGCUCCUGCCCCAGAAACCGGGCCACCUGCUUCUCCCGGGCGUGGAGAUCCGCACGUACGUUCCGGCCGCGAGUACGAGCGCGCCAGCCACCACCACUACUAAUCAACCAGGCGGUGGUGGCGCCGCAGCAUCAGCCGCCGCAGGAAUCAGCGGACCGCUGGGCUUGCAGCGGAGGCAGAUCGCUUGCGAGGUGGACUAUCGCAAUCACGGCGAGACGGUGCAGGUGCUACCAGAUCUGCGGUCGACGACGGUGAGCCUGAGUCUGUCGGGCGGGAGUCACGGGGGAGCGUGGCUGAUCGAUUCGGAGCGACGAGUGCAUGUAUAG